CAAAAGCUUGCAAUUUUAUUAAGAAGAAGAGCUUCGCCGUUGUUCUUUAAUGGAGCCUCCUGCUGCUGCUGCUUUAAUUGGCCGUUUGAGGCCUGUGCUCAAGACCGAGAAACCUGACCAUGACCCCGACCGCGACGGUGAAGCCAAUUCUCCGUCCUCUAAACAACGUCUCCUCCUUAAGAUGGAGAAUUAUGGGAAGCAAGAUCARCAUGAAGCAGAAGAUAAGACAMGCAGCUCAUCUGAACAAAAAGAUUUAACCUGCACAAAACUUCAGGAAGAUGAACUGGAAUGUGCGCGAGCGGAAAUGGGAGAAGUGAGAGAAGAAAACGAGAGGCUGAAGAUGAGUCUCAGUCGGAUGAUGAAGGAUUACGAGGCCCUUCGGAUGCAAUUCAUGGGGAAGAAAUUAUGUCACCAAACAACAACGACGGAGGAAACGGAACUGGUGUCGCUGACGCUCGGCAGGUUUCCGGCGCCGCUGCUUCUUACAGCAGUCUGCAAGCUUAGUUUGCAGGGUAAGGUGAUCUUGUUCUUCUGGGGUUUUGGUUUUCUCAGGAAUGGUGGAAUAGGGGUUUUUGAAGUGGGUACAUUGAGUGUGGUUGGUGGGUAA
Momordica charantia (bitter melon) is the source of this 607-nucleotide messenger RNA. NCBI's taxonomy places the organism in Eukaryota, Viridiplantae, Streptophyta, Magnoliopsida, Cucurbitales, Cucurbitaceae. The record is from RefSeq and is a predicted model, not a curated record.